Messenger RNA from Oryza sativa Japonica Group (Japanese rice), 1471 nucleotides. Lineage: Eukaryota; Viridiplantae; Streptophyta; Magnoliopsida; Poales; Poaceae. The record is from RefSeq and is a predicted model, not a curated record.
UCGGUUUUUACGAACCAAGACCUAACGGUUUAACGAAAAUCGAUCGGCUUUAUGAACUCUGUUGACACCAAGUCCUGAGACCAUUCCCUACCACUCUCUUUCCCUCCAUUUGCUCUCCUCCAAGAAGCUCUCCCGCCAUCUAAUCCUUCCUCCAUCCAUGGCGAGAUCUCAGAUACCUGAAGGUAAGCUAGCUAGCAAAAGGUAGGUGUAGCAUCGCACGCUGCCAAGAAACCGACCAUGGACACUCACCUCGUCGUCGUCCUGGCAUUGCUCGCCGCCGCCGCCGCGGCGGAGGCCAAGAUGUCGGCGGACUACUACAGCAAGACGUGCCCGCGCGCGGACCGGAUCAUCGCCGACGUGCUGGCGCAGAAGCAGAUCUCCAACCCUACGACGGCGGCGGGCGUCCUCCGCCUCUUCUUCCACGACUGCUUCGUCGGCGGCUGCGACGCGUCCGUGCUGGUCGCGUCCACCGCCGCGGCGCGCUCCGAGCGCGACGCCGACGUGAACCUGUCGCUCCCGGGUGACGCCUUCGACGCCCUGGCGCGCGCCAAGGCGGCGCUGGAGGUGGAGUGCCCGGGCGUCGUCUCCUGCGCCGACCUCCUCGCCGUCGCGGCGCGCGACCUCGUCACCAUGACGGGGGGGCCCUACUACCCGCUCCGCCUCGGCCGCAAGGACGGGCUCUCCUCCUCGCCGUCGGCGCCCGACGCCGAGAUCCCGCACGCCAACCUCACCGUCUCCCGCCUCGUCGCCGUGUUCGCCGCCAAGGGCUUCACCGUCCAGGACCUCGUCGCGCUCUCCGGCGCACACACCCUCGGCUUCUCCCAUUGCAAGGAGUUCGCCGCCCGCAUCUACGGCGGCGGCGGUGGCGGCGCCGACCCGACCAUGAACCCGGCGCUCGCGAAGCGGCUGCAGGAGGCGUGCAGGGACUACCGGAGGGGCCCGACCAUCGCGGCGUUCAACGACGUGAUGACGCCGGGGAGGUUCGACAACAUGUACUUCGUCAACCUCCGGCGAGGCCUCGGCCUCCUCGCCACCGACCAGGAGCUCUACGGCGACGCGCGGACGCGGCCGCACGUGGAGCGGUACGCCGCCAACGAGACGGCGUUCUUCGCCGACUUCGCGCGCGCCGCCCGGAGGCUCAGCCACCACGGCGUCAAGAACGGCGCCAACGGCGAGGUGCGCCGCCGGUGCGACGCCUACAACGGCGGCCCGCGCGGCUGAUCGCGGCGCGCACGGUGGCGGCGGCGGCGGCGGCGGUGCCUCGAAGCAUUGAUAGUCUAAUCUUAGAUUAGUGCAGGAAGAUAACACGGAGAAAUUCAAAUUAGUAGGUAUAAAAAGAAAAUAUCUUGCUGUUCAGAGAGGAAAAAAAAGGGGAAAUAAUCAACUUUCACAAGUGAAAUCAUUUCGUAGUCAUAUACUUUAGGCUGUGUUCUAACGAUUAUCAAGGCACGAACAAAUAAAUUAAAUACUA